GUUGCACACGACUGCGAGCAAAAUUCAAGGGCAUGUGCCGAACUUCACAGACCUGUCGCAACCUAACAGAAGCAGUAUCCGUGCAGGCAGAGACAGGGAGAGGAGAACAGCCAUGCUCCUUGCUGGAUGGAUAGUGGGACAUCUCUGUUGGAUGGCUCUGCAGUGGGAAAGCGCAUUUGGGAAAGUGCUGGAGGAAACCUACAGAAAAUGGCUUCAGUAUCAAGACGACUGCUUGAGACAGAUCCAGCAAGACCCACAACCAGCUGGCAUCUACUGUAACAGAUCCUUUGAUUUGUAUGCUUGCUGGCCUGAUGGAGUGCCUGGAAUGUUGGUAAAUGUUUCCUGUCCCUCCUACCUGCCCUGGGCACAGACUGUUCAGCAUGGUGUGGUGCGUAGGCGCUGUGGUCUGGAUGGGCAGUGGGUGAGAGACUCAGAGGGUCAGCUGUGGAGAGACAUGUCCGAGUGUGAGGAGGAACAGAGCACAUACAUCCAGGAGCUGUGGUUAAAACAGGUCAUGUUGAGUUUCCGGAUCCUGUACACAGUGGGUUACACCCUCAGCCUCCUCUCUCUUCUCUCAGCUCUGAUCAUUCUACUCAGUAUCAGGAAGCUGCAUUGCAUGCGCAACUACAUCCACGCCAACCUGUUUGUGUCAUUCAUCCUGCGGGCGGUGGCCGUGCUGCUGAAGGACUCCCUCAUGGACCAGCACUGGAGUCGGCAGAUCAACACACAGGCCGACUUACGAGACAUGCUGAGUCACAGGGCUGCUAUUGGCUGUCGUAUAGCACAGGUUCUGAUGCAAUACUUUGUGCUGGCCAAUCACUACUGGUUCUUUGGAGAGGCAUUUUACCUACAUUCAGUCCUAAUCACCUCAGUCUUUACGGAAAACAACAAGUACCUGCCAUACGUUCUUCUUGGGUGGGGUACUCCCUUGAUGUUUGUCAUUCCAUGGAUGCUAAUGAAACUGCUGAAGGAGAAUAAAGAGUGUUGGGCGAUCAAUGAGAAUAUGAACUACUGGUGGAUCAUAAGAGUUCCUGUCCUGUUUGCUUCUCUGGUGAACUUCCUGAUAUUCAUGAAGAUCCUGAAAGUGAUUCUGUCGAAGUUACGAGCAGACAACCAACUUCGUUAUCCUGACUACAAACUCAGAUUGGCAAAGGCAACACUGACGCUCAUCCCGCUCUUCGGCGUCCAUGAGAUGGUCUUCAUAUUUGCCACGGAUGAGCAGACGAAGGGUGUGUUGCGCCUCAUCAAAGUCUUCGUCACCCUCUUCCUCAGCUCCUUCCAGGGAUUUCUGGUUGCUGUACUCUACUGUUACUCAAACAAAGAGGUAAAGGCAGAGCUUCAGAAGUGUCUGCAGGGAUGGCGUCGGAGACUGGAGGUGAUGUGCUGUGAGCAGUAAAAGUGUACGAGCACGGGGUGGGUGGGGCUUCUGCUUUUACUGAUGCAGCACAACCAGCCAACCAUCACGUGUCCCGUAGCCGUAGCUAUCAGUCAUGUCAUUUUUAAUGUAGUCCAAUUCUCUUGUAAGUUGCUGUCCUGCUUAUUGUGUUGACUGGUCUUUGUGGUCAGUGGUAUUGGGUUUUUUCAUGUAUUGGUUACUUGUUGUAAGUGGUGUAGGUCAACAUGGUGUGUAUGUGUUUGUUUGUGUGUGUGUGUGUGUGUGUGUGUGCGCGUGCGCUUAUAUGUAAAUUACACAUAUUUAACUGUGCUACAUUUUUAGCUAUUUUUAACAUGAAUUAUUUACUUGUGCCAUUCUUUAUCAUAGUAUAGGCCUGCAUCUAUGAUGUUGUAUUGUUGUACAAUGUCAUGGUGAAGAAAGAAGUUAGACUUCUGUUAAA
Alosa sapidissima (American shad) is the source of this 1835-nucleotide messenger RNA. Its product is annotated as glucagon receptor-like. Gene Ontology annotation, biological process: adenylate cyclase-modulating G protein-coupled receptor signaling pathway; cell surface receptor signaling pathway. The record is from RefSeq and is a predicted model, not a curated record. Gene Ontology annotation, molecular function: peptide hormone binding; glucagon receptor activity. Gene Ontology annotation, cellular component: plasma membrane. Lineage: Eukaryota; Metazoa; Chordata; Actinopteri; Clupeiformes; Clupeidae. Bases 113 to 1396 code for a protein of 427 amino acids. The transcript has 14 exons.